Molecule: messenger RNA, 441 nt
Organism: Poecilia reticulata (guppy)
Lineage: Eukaryota; Metazoa; Chordata; Actinopteri; Cyprinodontiformes; Poeciliidae
Gene: tomm7
Product: translocase of outer mitochondrial membrane 7 homolog (yeast)
Biological process (GO): protein import into mitochondrial matrix
Cellular component (GO): mitochondrial outer membrane translocase complex
Source: RefSeq, a predicted model, not a curated record
UCUCUUCCUUUUUCCUGUCCUUGGUAGAAGCGUCGGGAUCUUCGCUGUCGUAACAAACACAUGGCUAAACUCAGCAAGGAGACCAAACAGCGGCUGCAGCAGCUGUUCCAGUGCAGCCAGUUCGUCAUCCGAUGGGGCUUCAUUCCCACCGUGCUUUACCUCGGUUUCAAACGAGGAGCAGAUCCAGGCAUGCCUGAACCUACGCUGUUGAGUUUGCUCUGGGGUUGAGGAACACCUUCACUCGGACAGACCCCGCCUCUCAUCGAGACCAUGUGACGCGUUUUUAGAAGACCAAGAAACAGACUUCUAUCACUCUCCUUGCUCCCUGUAAACCCCAAUGUCUGACAGCUCUGGGGCAAAAUGUUCAAAGCUCAGAAAUAUAUUGUACAGAGUCAUAUGUCUCUGGACUCCCUUGUUUCUAAAUUAGAUUGUCUCAGUGUA